ACAAGAGUGAUGCACCACCCAUCAUAAUAAUGCCUUUCUCCCUCAAAACACACAUCAGUUGAGACAAAGUUAUCAAGGUGUGCAUGAUGUGUUAUUAGUUCACAUAGCAACAGUCAAAUAUCAAGAAAUUUCCUUUAGUUGGACCGAAGCUGGUUAAAGAUCCACAACUUCAAAAUGGAAACAGACGAUCCUGAAGCAGAGCGUGAGCCUCUGAAGUUUGACAUCAAACCAGAUGGCCUUCCGCCAGAAAUGGGAGAUAUGUUAAAGAAGAUUAAGGAGGUCGCUGAAAUGAUGCUGUACCAUUGGAGGAGUUUCCCAAUCACUCUUCCCCCGUCAGUCGUCCAGGCGAGACAAGUUGCUGGUGAUAGAGAAUUGAACGAUAGGCUUACCUUCUCCGACCUGUUCGUGGCUCCCAACUUUGACGAGUUGGAGGAGGUUGCCAUGGAUGCAAAUGGGGAACCGAAAAAGCUGAGCGAAAAACAGCUGGAAGAUGUCAAAACAUACGGGGAAUUUGAGGUGGACAGCAUCAACUUCCCCGGCCAGAUUCACAAGUGGCGCUUAACAAUGCUGUUACAGAAAGGGACGGACAGGUCCCGAGAUUCAUUACUCCAUGACACUGCCAAAGCUUUGAGAUUGUCUAUCAUCACAGCCAGGAACCGCUUUUACUCACAUUUCUUCAGUCUUUCACAGUCACUCAGAGGCAUUCUAGACAGCUUCUAUUUACUCCUAGAUAUCUUGCUCGGUAUGCCGUCAACUACACCCGGUGAUAUUGGUACUAAAAUCAGAGAAGAGCACACGAAACAUCUCAUUGCAGAAAUGGAUAUCAAGUCGAACUGCAAGAAGGAGUUCAGCAACUUCUGUGAAUAUGUGCGUGAGAAGAGCAAACAACUGGAAGCCGAAAAACACAAGACGAUUGAUCUUCGACCGCCGCUGGUACCUUACAAUUACCAGACGCCCCAAGGGCAGGAGAUCGACCUUCGACUUUUCAACAAUGAUCUGAUGAAAAAGUCACACAACCUUCUGAAAGAGAUUCUUGAACGUGAAGCCAAGGGCUGGUAUGUUCAGUAUAAGGAGCAGAUUCUUCAAGAUUUGAGAGGCAAGAAUUUGUCGCAAGAUGAGAUUUCGCUGCAGGUGAAUAACGCCAUCAUGGAGGAGUACCUGAGGAGAGUUUAUAGUGCAAUAUUGAGUAGUGAGGAUGUGGAGAACCUGUCUCCUGGAUUGGGCCUACUACUCGUGCAGCAGGCCAAAGCUGUACUCAUAAUGACCAAGGCUGCUGAAAAUGUCAAAAUCAAAAUCGUGAAACACAAGGAAGAAUUGAAGACACACCUUCAGAAGACAUACCCUGUUCGUUCAAGGAUCCGAGCGUGGGUCAAUGAGAAACUCAAUGAAUUCGAGAAAGAGUUCAUUUCUCAGAACCAGUUCUCAGUACACGAGGAGUCCAUUCAGAAAUGUCGAGAGGCUGGCUUGGAACAAUCAGUCUAUUUCCUGCAGAGGGAUUUGAAUUUUAUGAAGGAGAGAGAACCAUUCCUGAGGAAAGAACUCCUGAAGAUCCGGUACCCAACCCGAGAGUACUAUUUCCACACCCGCACCUGGCUGCCGAGGAACUGGGUCGUAAAGCGCCAUCUACAUGGAGAAUCUGAGGUUAUUCCUACCGUUAUUGUUGAAACCCCGACUGCCAUCACUGCUCCACGAUCUGGCCCCAACCAGGAGAAUAACGGGGGUGAAGAAUAUUCAACGAUUCCAUCGCCAACUGGCGCGGGGAACUAUGAGCCAGUAUUAACUAACCCUAAUGUCUUGAAUGACACAGUGCCGACAUUCUCAGUACACAAGCACAUUGAUAGGAAGACAACAAGUCGCUACCCUUUCUGGAGGUGGAUGAACUACAUGCACAGGACGUGGUCCUGGACUUGGAAUGCAAUGUUCUGGCUCGGGCUUGUUAUUCCUUGGUGCAGCCCUGUCAGUCUUCGUGCACUGUUCUUCGUGGAGCCAUUCAUGCCAGAUCUGGAGCUGAGCCAAGUCAAUGGUACACUAUGUCCGAAGCCAGCAUCCAAGACGCAUACCCUUGUUUCGCGGCUGAGGUCAUUGUGGCGGCAUGUUCGAGCAUCGAGAGCACAUUUUGAAAGUGAGCCAGAUACAGGUUUUCUUGGAAAACAUUUUACUCGCCACUGCAACCGCAUUUGGAACUUCGUGUUCAAGGGUGCCUUUGGUAGUUUUGGACUUGUCUUGUGCUUCCCCCUGGUGUGCAUUGUGUCAUCGCUGUUGUCAAUGAUAGCGGCUCUUACAACACCUUUAUGGAUGCCGUUCAUCACGCUAUUGGUCCACCUGGCUGCAGUCCUCUUCUUUGACUUUGACAAUCCCAGGCUUGAAAAUAACAACAUCAUCCUGAUUGGUGAGGCCAUCUUUUGGAGGUUUAUUUUCCUAGGAAUCUUGCAGCCUAUAGGAGCGUUACUAGGAGGGCUGAUCUGCUGCCCCAUAGCAUCGGUCUUCAUGCUGUUUGGUGGUGUCCUCCGAUACGGCUUUCGUAGGAUCUGGGAUGUGUUCAUGUUCCACGCAGUCAUCAAGAGAUUGGCCCGCAUUCCCUCGAGUGAUUCGUUUGUGGCUCGCAGGGUAGAAGGACCAGGACUUGCAUCAAACUUCUUCUAUCAGAUUCAAUCAGAGCAAGCUCUAGCUGCAGUAGAAGCCAAGAUGGAGCAGCAGGAGCUACAAGCCUGGGGAGAGAACGUGCGCAAACAGAUUGAGAAGCCUGUCGAUGCUUAUCGAGAUUUUGCCGAAAAGGGCUUCAAACCUUUCUCGGCGAAGCUGUCCCAGACGGGAGUCUUUGACAGACUCAUGCAGGAGACCUGGACACUCACCAAUGAAUUGGAUCAGAAGAUCGCAAAACAUAGGGAGUGUUUGAACCUGGGACUCCUGCCAUCUGUGAAAACCAAAGUGAAGUUAUCAACCAGAGAUAUAAAGCUCACCAUUGCUCAAGCUAUGAAACUAGUGCAGGACUUCUAUCCGACACAUGUGAUAGCCAGAUUACCAAUGGGUGAGGAAGCAUUUUGGGAACAUAAGGAAUUGGAGUUCAGAGAUUGGAAGGGCCUGACUUGCCAGAUCUUCAGUGAGAUUUUCUCACCCACGUUCUUGACACCUUUAGAAGAAAUAGACAAGACUUUUAGAUUGGAGGUACAGCAUUUGAAUCUUAGUCGAUAUGUACACAUGCUGAAGUCACUGGAGCUAAGGGACGAUCUGGACGUCAUCAACGCUAUACACACACCAAAAGGAGAACUGGAUAUCAUGAGUCCAUUCCUCGAGGCAUCGGUAUUCGAUCCGAGGCGGCAUUCACAGGACUAUUCAGAGGUGAUCCGACGUUCAAAGAGGAAAUGGCCGUGGAAGAAACCGCUUCCCUCCCAUGAGGACCUGCAGAAGUUGGAGGUACCGCCCCCGGUUCCUCACCCAGUUAUGAUCACCAUAUUCAUUUACAAUAGGCAAAAUGAUCAGCAACAAAUUCGGACAGACGACUCUGUCAUUUUCACUCGGAUCAUGCGAGCGGCAAAGAAGACACCCUACACACACCACUCCAGUGUGGGCAGUGCCAGUGAUGACUACACCGUGGACCCUGACGACAUUGAAACCAGCACUCCGGAUCACACGACGACAUCAGACCCGGACAUCCCAGCGUCGCAUCUCGCGAUCCAAGAGAGGGCGUUCUCUGACGAUAACGUAAGGGUCAAUAUAGAGUCUUCAGAUAGUAGAUCAGAUGUCGUUUCAGAAACGCGCCGCAGUUCUGAAAAUCGGCGGCGAAGUUCCGAGGGUGUUUCAUUUGCCAUUACCGGCAGACCUGACAAUAGUUGUGCAAUACCAAUAGAACAGUCCCCGGAUGAUGAUGCCACAUAGCCAAAAGUUGAGUUCAAAAAGUUUUAAUGAACACUGAAUCUGUGCCAUCGCUUUUUUAGCUGUACAUGUAUCAUCCUGUUCAAAGCCACGAGGAUCAUGGGACAGGCCCGAGUUUUUUUUCGAGAAUUGGUGAAGAAGCCCAACAAUGCAUGUCACAAAUUUCUGUGCAUUUAGUGUGAGAGAUUGCUGGCUGUUCAAACAUAUCUGUUGAAAAUUGAGAUCAUGUUUAUGUUUCAUGACAUGAUGAUUCUUGCUACCUGUAGUGGUUAUUUGCUGGUGUCACAUUUGACCAGAUUUCAAGGAGUCAGCCGUGUCUGGCCGUCAUCGCCUUAGUGUUGUCCCUGUGUUGAACUGUGUCGUCAUUGAGAAUUUGGCGUCAGGGUGACAUCACAUGAAGUGUGUGAUCACAUGAAGAACCUCUUUGAUGUUUACAGCAGGAACACCCCCUUUUUUGUUCUGUGGACAACGUUUUUUUACCAAAUGAUACCAAAAAGCGUAUUUCAGUCAAAACUUCUCCAUUUCCCUUUGGCAGUUGAAGUGCUUUAUUCUUUCAGCUAAAAGAGGUCUGUUGUUCAGGGGUGGAAAUAUCUUUAUAGUUCUGAGCUCCCUCUAGGGCAAGUACUGAAAGUCGUUGUCCUGUCAACCUAAUUAUUGUAAGACACUUUCACCAUCCCAGUGAAACCUUACAGAACCCUCAUAUCACAGUCAAUCACUCACUCUAUUUAUGUUCAAUUUUCCUGAGGAUGGUUUGCCUACAGUUUGAUGUGAGUAAUUAAAUUUUGAAUUCGUGCGCCCAGUUCAUGAAUUGAUCAGUGUGUUGAACUUACGACUAGGGAAGCUCGGUGGUUAGAUUCAACUACGUGAUUGAAGACUUCUGACUGGGAGGCUGCAGCUGUUAAUAAAUGGAGCUUGCAUCAAUGUUCUAGCAAUUCAAAAAGGUUACUGAUGUUGGAAGCAGUAUCUCUCUUGAAGAGGUCUGGAAUGCUCUGGAAGCUUGCAAUGAACAGGAUUCUUGUUAUAUGACAGGGAAGAAGUGUCCAUGAACCAUCUUCUUUGUUGAUCAGGGUGGUCAAACCCAAUAGACCAGGAAAAUGUCCACCCUCAAUAAAGCUACAUGUAUAUCUCGUCCACAUUUAUAGUAUGUGCACCUGCUCUCCCUUAUAACAGAUAGUCAAUGGCCUCUUCCUCCCUGGAAUACACCCAGUUGAGUUGCCCAUUGGCUACAGGUCGUUCUUGUGACUUUAAAAGGGGACUUCUUAAAGCUGGCAUAAUAUUUCAAUAGUUGGUCAAUUCCUCUGGAUGUAGCUUACAUUUGUACUAGUCUUGCUUGAAGAAGUUUUUGACUAUUGGCCUUAGAAUCUCAAAAUCAGUACUGAGAAGUCUCCCUUUAAAGAUAUCCAUGGAAAUUUAAGCAUUCAGCUUCAGUCAAGAGCCUGAACAAUAACUUAUUACUUCGAAAUUUUUUGAUCUGAAGCAAUGCAUUGUGCAAGACAAGUUUUUUCAUUGCCGUGUUAUUUCAUCUUGCGGAUAUGUACGGGAAAAUGUAUAUGUAAAUCAUAUAGACCUGUGAAAUCUCUAAUGUGCUUGCCAGCAUUGAAAACUCGUGUUUACCAGUGCUUGUAUAAAGGUGGAUCAGUGCAUGGUUUCUUGCAGCUGUGUUUUGGGUACGCAUACAGCUACAGAGUGUAAAAUGGUUUCUAGGAGCUGUGUUUUUGUUACGCAUACAGAGCUACAGAGUGUAAAAUGUACAUGUGGCUUGAGGGUUUUUAUUUUUUUACCAGCUUUAAUGUGCUUUUAUUGUAGCAUUGAAGGGCACAGGCCUGCUGCAUGAUGAGUUGAGAUAGCUUUCAUGUACCGCUGCAGGCACAUCACUACACGUCAUUAUCAAAUAAGAGGCAUUAUCUUUUCGUUUUCAGUCCUGCUCAAUAUUUAUUAUUUAUGCUAGCGUGUUUGUGAUUCGUUGAAGCAACCUUCAUAUUUUGCCUCUUAUUCUAUGAACAAUCAUGUAUUCAUAUCAGACGUAUUGACAAAUGAUAAGACAUCAUUAUUGUGCUUGUGUCAUUUAAUUACUAAUGUGGUAUGAUAUAAAAUGGUGCAAGUUUGGUGCUUUACCCCUUGUCUGGCAAGACAAAAUGGGCACCCAACCUUUGAAGAAAUAUUAGCUUUCAACAGUUCCAGCUAUAUUAAGGGUGAACAAAGUACUCGCUGGUUCAACAACAUGGACCGAUGGGAGUGUGAUGUGUAAUUAACUUCUGAAAGAGCUCCGACUAUUUAGUUGCAGUGAGGACAUGUAAAGAUCAUGUUUUUGGGCUUGAAGCGUGCAAUUACAUUUGUGCCGUUUGCCCUCAAAGAUUAAUGCAUUUACUCGUACAUUUUAUGUAAAAAAUGCAUUUGAAGAAUUCUUAAGGACUGUUGAUGUGGGUAUAUUUAAAUAGUGCAUAAUAUGAUAUGCUAUCAGUGUUCUUCACCUUAAAAUAUGAUGAACUGGUGGUGGUAUAAUAUAACAGGCUCUCAAACACUCAGCUUGUACCUCCCUUUUCGGGCAUAUUCUCAUGUGUUCGCACCUGUGACCCCCUCUUGCCUUCACCUAUGGUUUUCUUCUUGUUCUCAUAUUAACAACUGACAUUUGUUCUGUAGACCUUCAACUUCAAGUAUAAUCUGGGCUUAGCUUGGUGUACGAGCAUGGAAUUUCAAUACAGUACAUCAAUCAUAAAUGUAAUCAGAGAUUUCCCUUUUCAGACCAUCUAUAAAUCUUACACUAUUAUCAUUCGAUUGCAGAUCACGCUUCUAUGUGUCGAAUUGCCCUUUGAUUGAAGGAAUAAAAGUAUAACAACAAUUUCAUUGGCCUGUUUGCACUGUAGCCCAGGCAUGCUAGGCCUACACCAAAUCACUUCCAUGGCUAGGCCUUGGUCUGUAGACUUUAUAACUUAUUUGAUUUGAUUUAAUUUCCAACGAAGUGGUCUGUGUUGACUGGCGAGGAGGCGAAGAUGAAUGCAUCAGUGCUGCUGAAGUUGUAAAGUUAGCGUGGCCAGUUUGUCAGUGACGACAAAUCGAGUGCCAGUAUGUUUCUCUUAUGCAGUGGUCUGAAUCUGCAUUGUUCUUGUGAAUUCUAUGAGGAAUGGUAUUAAUGAUCACAUGUUCAAAUAAAUCAUUAUCAUCUUUUGAAUAUCAUUUAAAACAGGGAGGGGGUGAAAUUAUCAUCUGUACUAUCGAUCUGUCUUUUGUUGUUGGUAGAAGCUGAAAGCAUUCGUUGUCUUGUUUGUGCAAGCAGUUCUUUCGGUUGGAAUGGAAUUUGUCAUUGCCUUUGCAUGUGAUAGAGUUAGUUUUGAUUCACACACUGGUAGACCAAGGCACUUAGAUUGACAUGUAGGGGGGGGGGGAGUAGUUGUCAGUGAUUCUUCAUUAUAAAUCUCAAUUGCGAUAGCAGUGUUUAAAAAACAGCUGACUUGAAUUUUGUAUAAUUUGUGUUCGUUUCAUUUUUUGUGUGAAACAGAAGAUUGCAUUUGUAAAUUACGUUCUUUUAUCUGUACAUAUUCACCAUGAAGCAUUUAUUGAAGAACCUAAAUUAAUGACAAUGUUUUAAUGGAAUUGUAAUGUCCUGUUACAUCACUGUCUCGUCUCUUAGUUAGGGAUAUUCGUCAAUGUGAGUUUGUGAUACAUUUUUUGUCACGUGAACAUCUUGGUUCACGUUAGAUGCAGCAUGAUUCAGCCAUUCACAUAAAAAAUGACUAGAAAAUGCCAGACUUGCACUUUGCUGUAAAGCAUACUGCUGCAGUUUUAGCUGGAACACCUGUGCAGAUGUUAUGCUUUCUUGAAACUGCAUGCAAAUUGAUACUAGACACUUCUUUUAAGUAUUGUUUGGGUUUAUUAACUGUGUAGACGAUUUAGUCGGUUGAGUGGCACCUGUACAAAAGGUCUGUUUUACAUGUAUAGGCCACGUGAAACAGACACACCAAAACUGGCUAAAUAGCGUCUAGAUAAGAUACUAAUAUGCUGAUGGUCCAGGGUUAGUUUGUUCACAUCCCGAUCUGCCAUAGCUUGGUAAAAAAUCGUAAGUUUCCGGCAGCAAUGUGAGCACCAGUAUAUCUUAUGCAAUCGAGUCAGUAAUAGGUGUUUCAGAAGCCCAGUUACAUAUACCCUGUAGUGCAUCCCUGUGCGGUUUGUAUCACCUUAGAGUAACCAGACUAGUCUGGCUACUUGAAUCCAAAUUCCCCCGAGCUGUAAAGCAGUAGGAUAUUUUUAUUGCAGCAACCUGCAAUGAUUAUUGCAUUCAACAAAUAUCUCCAGUUAGUGGUGGUCGUGGUUAAUGCUUAGACUACAAGGUUGAUCAAACCUAGCAAUGAUAGUUUUACCAGCAGACAAGUGACAUUUUCAUUGCUCAUCACAACAACAACAACUAUCGCAGUUCACUACAACAAAAAUCUCCCAUUUGUUGGUGCUUUAUAGCUCUAUAUCGGCCUUCUGUAUUUAAUAAAAAAAUGAAUUGUAAAGAAUUGACUAGUCCAGGUGACAUCUUCAUUCUUAUUGAAACACCCUGUGUAAUUUGUCAAGAUUACCACAGUAUGCACAUCCCAAAUCCUCACGCUGUCCUAAUAUCAGUCGCGAAGCAUCAAUGGCUUAUCUCUGUUAAACAGGCACCACUAUUUUGGCUGGAACUUGAAAUCUGAAAGCAAUUAGAAUUCCUUCAAAAUGAAUUGAAUUCGCAUUUAAAACAUAGGAGGCUGUUCUCUGGACUACAAAGAACAGACUCCAACUUUUGAAAUUGGCAUUGCCUUUGUUUUAAAGGACUUCUAAUUGCUUUUUUUGGAUUACAAGUUCUGGCCAAAAUGGUUGGGCCUUAACUUGAUAAUUUUGUCAGAAGUUAGGUGCAUACAUACUGGAUACAUGUGUAUGAUACUCUGAUUCUUAUGUGCUACUGUGCUUUAAUAACCAUUGGUCUGACAAGUAUUGCCAAACAUUAUAUACUCUGUAUCAUUUGGAGACAAACAAGGUUGGAAAUUAUCAUUUACGUUGAGUUGGCGUUCCUCAUGUGAGCUGACUGCUUUCAAAGGCAACUGCUUUCCUACCAUGUUGGUGUUUGAACUAAGACCACUCCGGUUUAAUACCUUGGAUAGCAGGCUCGCUGUCUUACCUUCCUCCCUGAUGUGGAAAUAAAUGUGUUAUGUGUAUUUUCAUAACACCAACCGACCAAAAUGUCAUCAGUCCUGUUUAUAAUAGUGAUGAGGUGUCAAUCUGUAAAAUAACCGGCUGGAAGAGUGAAGAAAAUGGGAACGGGAAAAGGUCCCAAGUCCAUUCGCACCUGUUUAUAAUAGUGACAAGUUCAGGUGUGUUGACACUUGUUGGUUACAAUAUGUUGUAUCUGAUAAUCUUAUGAGUUUUUUUAUUUUCAUUUUCCCUUCCUCACACAAAGUAAAGACUGCUUCUCACCUGCUGUCCAAGGCAUUAGACUGGUGUCCAGUGGCAUAAUGUUGUAUAGUUUCAAGUGAAUGUGCAGAAAGUGGUUAAUUAGUCUUUAGUGGAUUGUGUUUGUAAACAACUCAUCAUGGAAUGAAUACUAAAUAUAUAUAUUGUAAUGAUUAAUAUUUAUUCUUGCUUUUGUAGAAUCAAUCAAAAUCUGCAAAUAAAAGUUU
Messenger RNA from Lineus longissimus, 9506 nucleotides. RefSeq lists its product as uncharacterized. Lineage: Eukaryota; Metazoa; Nemertea; Pilidiophora; Heteronemertea; Lineidae. The record is from RefSeq and is a predicted model, not a curated record. The transcript has 27 exons. Bases 175 to 3876 code for a protein of 1233 amino acids.